AUGAAAUUCAUGUCUGCAGAUUUAUCUCUGUCUAUUAAUCCUAAUCAUUUGCCUGCCGCGUUAUCUAUCUAUCUAUCUAUCUAUCUAUCUAUCUAUCUAUCACAGUUUGUUCAUUAUCUAUCUAUUUAUCUAUCACAUUUUUUCAUUAUUUCUCUAUCAAAGUUUGUUCAUUAUCUAUCUAUGUAUUUUUCUAUCUGUCACAAAUCUAUCUAUCUAUCUAUCUAUCUAUCUAUUUAUCUAUCUAUCUAUCUAUUUCAGUGCGAUCCUUUUCUAUUUAUCAGUCUUAACCUACUCAUAUCUAUCUAUCUAUCUAUCUAUCUAUCUAUCUAUCUAUCUAUCUAUCUAUCUCCCGCAUACUCUCAUUCACUCUCUCUCUUUAGAUAUAUAUAUAUAUAUAUAUAUAUAUAUAUAUAUAUAUAUUUCACAUCGUUUCUUUCUUUCAUUCUUUUUUUUAUCUUUUAUAAAAAAGAUUUUUCUUUCUUUGUAAACAAUCGUUUCUUUCACUCUUUUAUUAAGCUUAUUUUCUUUUUCUUAUAUAUCAUCAUUUCUUUCUUUCUUUCUUUCAAUCUUUUUUCAAUCUUUCUUUCUUUUUUCAUUCUUUUAUUAAAUCCUUUUCUUUCUUUCUUUCUUUCUUUCUUUCUUUCUUUUCUUUCUUUCUUUCUUUCUUUCAAUCUUCUUUUUCUUCCUUCCUUUCUUUCCUUCUUUUUUCAUUCUUUUAUUAAAUAUUUUUUCUUUCUUUCUUUCAUAUUUUCUUUCUCUUAUAAAUCAUCGUUUUUUUCUUUCUUUCUUCCUUUCAAUCUUAUUUUCUAUCUUUCUUUUUUCCUUCUUUUAUUAAAUAUUAUUCUUUCUUUCUUUGUGAACAAUUAUGUGUCAGUAAUAUUCAAAUCUUUCUUUCUUUCUUUCAAACUUCUUUUUCAAUCAUUCUUUCUUUCUUUCUUUCUUUCUUUCUUUCUUUCUUUCUUUCUUUCUUUCAAUCUUUCUUCUUUUAUUAACCAUUUCUCUUCUUUUAUUCUAUGA
This is a messenger RNA of Acanthosepion pharaonis, 1017 nucleotides long. Lineage: Eukaryota; Metazoa; Mollusca; Cephalopoda; Sepiida; Sepiidae. The record is from the annotation of a GenBank genome assembly.